CACGUAAACCAAACCAAUUGUCAACCCCCAACACUACUUAACAGUUCAACCAUUCAGAAGGCAGUUUAUCUAUAAAACUCCCCUUCCUCUGACACAUUUGUAUGAAAAGUGAAGAACACGAUGCCACCGUAGAAGAGAUACAGUCGAACUUCGACCAAGCUGUCGAUAGUUUCGACGAUAUGAAACUGAAACCAGAAUUGCUCCGCGGUAUCUAUGCAUACGGGUUUGAAAGGCCCUCUGCAAUCCAACAACGCGCCAUCACUCCGGUUGCGAAUGGCAAGGAUGUCAUAGCUCAAGCCCAGUCCGGCACAGGAAAGACUGCUGCUUUUGCGGUGUCACUUUUGCAGAAAGUUGAUGUUGGCCUUCAAGCGACGCAAGCGAUCAUUCUAGCACCCACCCGUGAGCUCGCCACACAGAUCCACACAGUUGUUGUCGCCCUUGGAGACUACACAGAUAUAACCAGUCUGGCAUGUGUGGGUGGUACCAGCAUUCGCGAAGAUAUGUCCAAGCUCCGCGAUGGCGUUCAGAUUGUCGUCGGCACUCCCGGUCGUGUUCUCGACAUCAUCCGGCGCGGGUUACUCAACACUAGUACCGUAAAGGUCCUCUGCAUUGACGAAGCAGAUGAGAUGCUUUCACAGGGAUUCACUACCCAAAUCUACGAUACGUUCCAACUUCUGCCCAAUGACAUCCAGGUCGCCUUGUUCUCUGCUACUAUGCCUGCGGAGGUGUUGGAUGUGACGAACAAGUUCAUGCGCGAUCCCAUCAGAAUCCUUGUCAAAAGGGACGAGCUGACCUUGGAGGGUAUCAAACAAUUUUACAUUGCUGUGGAGAAGGAGGGAUGGAAGCUUGACACGCUCUGCGACAUCUAUGACACCGUCAAUAUUACCCAGGCCGUUAUAUUCUGCAACACCAGAAGGAAGGUCGAUAUCCUGACGGAGCAAAUGCAGAGCCGCGAAUUCACAGUGUCAGCUAUGCAUGGUGACAUGGAUCAACAAGAGCGAAAGAAUCUCAUGAAGGAGUUCCGUUCGGGAGCCUCCCGAGUACUCAUCACGACGGAUUUACUUGCUCGCGGGAUUGACGUGCAGCAGGUCUCUUUGGUGAUCAACUACGACAUACCCACCAACCGAGAGAAUUACAUCCACCGCAUUGGCCGCGGCGGUCGCUUUGGAAGAAAAGGUGUUGCUAUCAACUUUGUCACCAGCAAUGAUGUGUCCAUGUUGAGAGAGAUCGAAAGGUUCUAUUCUACUCAGAUUGAGGAGAUGCCCCUCAACGUCGCUGAUCUUAUCUAAUGAUGCGGCAGAACUAUGUACACUUGUUUAUCCGAGUUUUGUAACAAACGCGAAAUCUUAUAUUGUGAUCCUUGUCCAGUACCACUGCUAUCAUUCAUGUCUGAACGCUA
Molecule: messenger RNA, 1399 nt
Organism: Desarmillaria tabescens
Lineage: Eukaryota; Fungi; Basidiomycota; Agaricomycetes; Agaricales; Physalacriaceae
Product: P-loop containing nucleoside triphosphate hydrolase protein
Exons: 7
Coding region: 102-1289 (395 amino acids)
Molecular function (GO): ATP binding; RNA binding; RNA helicase activity
Source: RefSeq, a predicted model, not a curated record